Messenger RNA from Eufriesea mexicana, 2028 nucleotides. Its product is annotated as PHD finger protein 12. The record is from RefSeq and is a predicted model, not a curated record. Bases 114 to 2012 code for a protein of 632 amino acids. Gene Ontology annotation, molecular function: protein binding; transcription corepressor activity. Gene Ontology annotation, cellular component: nucleus; Sin3-type complex. NCBI's taxonomy places the organism in Eukaryota, Metazoa, Arthropoda, Insecta, Hymenoptera, Apidae. Gene Ontology annotation, biological process: negative regulation of transcription by RNA polymerase II. The transcript has 5 exons.
AACUUAAAUGUGAAAAAUCUAUGAUUCAUAAUUCUAAAAUUUACAAUUAAACAAGUAUUUCAUGGCAGUAGUAAAAUUUAUUAUAUCUUGGAGAACUAAAAAUUAGUUUCGAAAUGGGUACUGUAGAAUAUGGCUUUCCAAUGAUUGGUGGUUUAAUGCCACAAAUUCAAGCUCUUAUAGCACCACCUGUAUCAGAAGAUUCUAAAACAGCCAAAAAUAAAAAAGACAAAGAAGAAAAAAAGCAUCCAUAUUUUAAAAGAAGAGGACGUGGCCACAAUCAUGAUAUUUGUGAUGCUUGUCGAGAUGGAGGAGAACUCAUAUGUUGUGACAAAUGCCCUGCGUCAUAUCAUUUACAAUGCCAUUAUCCAGCUGUGGAUCCAGCAGAUAUUCCUAAUGGAGAAUGGUUGUGUUAUGCAUGUCGAUGUGCAUCAAAAAGAAAUCUUCUAGAUAAUAAAGGAAAUGAGAAAAAUAAGAAAAAAUCUGCAUUAGAGGUGCUAGCUUUAGCAGCAUCUUUAGUUAAUCCUAGAGAAUUUGAAUUACCUAAAGAAUUGCAACUACCAAUUAUGUUUCCUGGUAGUAAUAAAGUAGAUUAUGUUUCAGGUAGAAGAGGAAAACAACAAAGUGGAAGUAAUAAUGUAGGGAAAAGUCAUUGUUUAGAUAAUAAUUUAAUGGUACCUUUACCAGCACGCUUGUGCUUUGAAUGUGGCCGUAGUUGCAGGAAAGCACCAUUAAUUGCAUGUGAUUAUUGUCCAUUAUAUUUUCAUCAAGACUGUUUGGAUCCACCACUCACUGCUUUUCCUAUUGGAAGAUGGAUGUGUCCCAAUCAUCCAAAUCAUUUCAUAGAUCAGAAUCUAUUAACUUCUUGUAGAGUAACAGAACGAAUUAAACUUUGGGACAAAUAUGCCAAUCAGCGUAUAGAUCAACAUGCAGUGAAAUUGGAUUUUUUACGUAAAGCACGUGCAGCAAAUCCACUUUUUCGUACAAAGGUUAAAUUAGAAGGCAGAACAAGAGUAAAAGUACCCUGUUCUGUGAAAUAUCAUUAUGAACAUCCACCAGAAUUAGAUCCUAUACAAUUUUAUCAUGAUGCUGUUGUAAGACCAGUAAUUAAAAAUAUUAAAACACAAGAUGUAGAAAAUAAUGAUAACAAACCUCCUAAAAUGGAAAAUACAGAAGUACAGAAAUUGGAAGAAUCAAUGGAAAUAGAUAAAGAAAUUGAUGAGAAUAAUGAAAUAAAAGAGGAAAGUAAUCAAGAAGAAAAACACGAGGAAAAAGUAGAACAAAAGGAUGUAACUGAAAGUAAAUGUACUGAUGAUAAUAGUAUCGAAUAUUAUGCAGAACGAUUUGGUUAUGAUAUAAAAGAAGGUAUACAAUUACUUGAAAGACCAGUUUUGGAGGCAUUAGCAUUACAAAGAUUAGAACAAAUAUUAGAUCCUGAUGGAGAAAAUUUUGACACAAUUAAUUGUCAGAUGACAGCUAGGGCAGCACUAUUUUCAUUAAACCACAAACCUAAACCACCAGCUUUUAUGAUACAUAAAACAUUAACUAUUGGAAGUGGCCCAAAUUGUGAUUUAAUUUUAUCUAAUUAUGGUAAUUGUAGUUUUACAUCUUCAAAACAUGCUAUUAUUUUCUUUGAUGAGAGUACCAAACGUUAUGAAUUAUUAAACUACAGUGAAUAUGGAACAAUAGUUGACAAUGUACUUUAUUCUUGUAACUAUACAGGUGUGAUAGAACAAGUAAAAGAAGAAUCUGAUGACAAAUUACAUUCACUAACUAAGGAACAAGAAACAACAGAAGCAGUGAAGGCUAUUAUCAAGGAAAAAGUUUUAUCUGAAGAACAAAUAGAGAAUGAAAGCGUAUUAUGUAAAUGUAAUGUGACAAGAUUUGAGUCGAGAAAUAAAGAUCAAUUAGAAGAAGGGUGGGAAGGAAGUGCUAUUGUUGCUCAUGGUUCAACAUUGGCAUUUGGAUGUCUAAUGUUUGUAUUUAAUACGAUAAAUGCACACUUAGAACGCUGAAUCCUUAUAAUGUAAA